Messenger RNA from Prorocentrum cordatum, 752 nucleotides. The record is from the annotation of a GenBank genome assembly. NCBI's taxonomy places the organism in Eukaryota, Dinophyceae, Prorocentrales, Prorocentraceae.
CUCGCAGCCUGGGCGGCUCGCGGAGUUUCGGCUCCGCGCCGCUCGGCCUCGCGGCCGCGGCCAUGGCAGCCACGGCCAUGUGGGCCGCGGGCCGCGACGCCGUGCUCCGGCUGAGCGACCGGGGCCUGCGGAAGCCCGCCCUCUCCGCGGGCCGCGCGGGGGCGAUGCGGACUGCCGCGUGGGCCGCGGGCCGCGGCGCCGUGCUGCGGCUGAACGGCUUCGGCCUGCGCAGGCCCCUCCUCUCCGCUGGCCUCUGCGGCGCGGUCAAGGGGGCGGGGACGGACGCGGCCGUGCAGUGGUUCGAGGGCAGGGAGUUCAACUGGCGCCGGAACGGCUUCUUCCUGGCGUUCGGUACGGCGUACGUCGGCUGCGCCCAGUACGCGCUGUUCGUGAAGAUCUUCCCGCUCGUGCGGGUGCCCUUUCUGAAGCAGACCCGGUGGACGGAGACGUUCAGGAGCGUCUUUCUGGACGCUGUUGUGCACAUCCCGUUCAUCUACCUGCCGAUUUUCUACACUUCGCGGGAGUGGCUCGUACCUCGAGGAGUUUGUUGGCGAGAUGCUCGAGACAAGGGUCUCAGUACAUGGCGGAAAAACAUCGUUGAGGAUUGCAAAAUGAAUUUAGCAAUUUUUGGCCCAACGCAGACCUUCAACUUCUACGCGAAUCCGCCUCACUUGAGGGUGCCAUUCCAGGCACUCAUGGGUGUGAUGUGGGUUAUAUGUUUGAGUUUUUUUCGCGGAGACUCUGGCACAUAA